This is a messenger RNA of Blumeria graminis f. sp. triticale, 1470 nucleotides long. NCBI's taxonomy places the organism in Eukaryota, Fungi, Ascomycota, Leotiomycetes, Helotiales, Erysiphaceae. The record is from the annotation of a GenBank genome assembly.
AUGCAGUCAUCGAAGAGAAUCAAACUCGACACUCAACUUCCCGAAGAGAAUCAAUCAGUGAUCGCAGACUCCAAAGUAGCACCAAAUAUAUCUGUUCAGAACCCACUGACGACACACGAUGAGGCAAAGCAAGAAGCGGAUAAUAUCACAGAGUCUGAUCAUUGUGAGGAUGCUACCAAGAGUUUCGAAGAGAUAAAAAAGGGAAUCGUCGACUCGCUAUGCGAAGCUUGUACAGCACUCGGGUACAAGACCCCCACUCCAAUCCAAGUACAAGCAAUACCUCCAGCACUACAGGGUAGAGAUUUGAUCGGAUUGGCAGAGACAGGAAGCGGAAAAACAGCGGCGUUUGCACUACCGAUACUACAGGCCUUGCUGGAAAACCCUCAGCCGUUUUUUGCCCUAGUACUGGCCCCCACCCGCGAAUUAGCAUAUCAAAUAUCAAAGGCUUUUGAAGCCCUCGGCUCACUUAUAUCUGUUAGAUCAGCUGUCAUUGUGGGUGGUAUGGACAUGGUGCCCCAAGCGAUUGCUUUAGGAAAAAAGCCACAUAUCAUUGUUGCUACUCCUGGAAGAUUAUUAGAUCAUUUUGAGAACACCAAAGGAUUCUCUCUCCGCUCAUUAAAGUAUCUGGUCAUGGAUGAAGCUGAUCGACUACUAGACCUUGACUUUGGACCAAUCCUUGAUAAAAUUCUGAAGAUACUUCCGCGGGAAAGGCGAACCUACCUCUUCUCUGCAACCAUGAGCUCUAAAGUUGAAAGCCUUCAACGAGCAAGUCUAAAAAAUCCACUCAAAAUCAGUAUUAGCAGUAGUAAGUACCAGACUGUCUCAACGCUACUACAAAAUUAUCUUUUUAUACCACUCAUUCACAAGGAUACCUACUUAGUCUUCUUGCUAAAUGAAUUUGCUGGGAGAUCUGCCAUCAUCUUCACGAGGACCGUCAAUGAAACCCAAAGAAUAGCAAUCCUACUUCGCUCCCUCGGCUUUGGUGCCAUACCUCUGCAUGGACAACUGUCUCAAUCUGCACGUCUCGGGGCUCUUAAUAAAUUUCGUGCUGGGUCACGAGAAAUACUAGUAGCGACUGAUGUUGCUGCUCGCGGUCUCGACAUACCCUCAGUAGACAUUGUUUUUAAUUACGAUUUACCCCCUGAUAGCAAAACCUACAUCCAUCGCGUUGGAAGGACUGCUCGUGCAGGAAAAUCUGGACAUGCUAUCAGUAUAGUCACCCAGUAUGAUGUAGAGAUAUUUAAAAGAACUGAAGCCGCUUUAAAAAUGGAGUUGACUGAGCUCAAGACUGAGAAAGAAGAAGUCAUGAUUUUUAAGACAAGGGUCGAAGAAGCUCAACGUCACGCCCGAAAUGAAAUGAAAAAUUUGCACGAAGACCGCGGGAAAAAGGGAUCAGUGCUCAAGGGGAGACGACCAGCUAAAGGUGGUGUAAAGAGGGGACGAGACAAUAUGGAUAGAGAGGAGGGCUAG